AUGACUAUGAGCCAAGCUGUGGGACUGGAAGCCAGCAAAGUGGUCCUCCUGCCCAGUUGUCCUGGAGCCCCAGGAAGUCCCAGAGAGAAAGGAGCUGCAGGCCCUCAAGGGCAACCUGGACCACCUGGCAAGAUGGGCCCCAAGGGUGAGCCUGGCCCCAGAAACUGCCAAGAGCUGCGGAGCCGGGGUGCCACGUUGAGCGGCUGGUACCGUCUAUGCCUACUCAAGGGCAGAGCCCUCCCAGUUUUUUGUGACAUGGACACCAAAGAGGGCGGCUGGCUGGUGUUCCAGAGGCGACAGGACGGGUCCGUGGAUUUCUUCCGCUCUUGGUCUGCCUACAAAGCAGGUUUUGGGAGCCAGGAGUCUGAAUUCUGACUGGGGAAUGAGAAUUUGCACCAGCUCACUGUUCAGGGUAACUGGGAGCUGCGGGUGGAGUUCGAGGACUUCACUGGCAACCACACCUUUGCCCGCUAUGAGGCUUUCCGCCUCCUCGGGGAGGCAGAUCACUACCAGCUGGUUCUGGGCAAGUUCUCGGAGGGCACUGCAGGAGACUCCCUGAGCCUCCACAACGGGAAGCCCUUUACCACCUAUGAUGCUGACCACGAUAUGAGCAAGUGCAACUGUGCCGUGACUGUCCACGGUGCCUGGUGACACGGAUCCUGCUACCGGUCCAAUCUCAACAGGCGUUACGCAACGUCUGAGGCCACCGCUCACAAGUAUGGCAUCGACUGGGCCUCAGGCCGGGGCGUGGGCCACCCUUACCGCAAGGUUCACAUGAUGCUUCGCUAG
Messenger RNA from Puma concolor (puma), 789 nucleotides. NCBI's taxonomy places the organism in Eukaryota, Metazoa, Chordata, Mammalia, Carnivora, Felidae. The record is from RefSeq and is a predicted model, not a curated record.